AUGGCUAUGCAUUUUACUCGAGAUGAGCAAGACAGACGAAGGAUUCCUAUAUUUUUAAAAAACAUCACUAUCAAAGUUUCAAAGGCGCCUACAACAACAGAUGAUAAAUCAAGAAUAAAAAAGAAAUUACAUGGUGGCACUGUCUUUAAGAUUACUGUACAAUAUGGUAACUUGAGUUGGAUAGUGUAUCGUCGUUAUUGGGACUUUGUUAAGCUGCAUUACAUUUAUAAAACUUUAUCAAGCCGAACUCCUCAAUUUCCCAGUAUUCCAAAAUACCGUUUUCAAAACAGGCAACGUAACCUACAGAACUUUGAAGAAGAACAGAAAAAGGGUUCUCAACAACAAUGUACAAUGCUUGAGCCUGUAGUAGACGAGGAUACUAUUAUGGCUCUUGCCAGUUCGGUAAAUGACACACCUGCAACUAAUUCUAGCUUUCAUCUAUUCCUUGACGCAGAUCACAAAGUGUUAAAGGAUAUGGAGGACUAUAUGAAUCAAUUCAUUUCAAGUAUUGGGCCUUGUGGUCAUAUUAAUCGUCUCUGCGUUCAAUUAUCGUCUCGAUUUCCUAAUAUCGGUUACCAUGGUAAGGAAGGCUAUGCUGUCUUCCAGAGUAGAACGGAUCGCGAUCCUAAACAAAAACGCAUGUUAUUACAUGAUGGAUUAAGUUUAUUUACUACGGGAUCCAAAAGAAGACACAAACCCAAGUGGUUUAUUGUUCGUGAAAGUUAUAUUGUUUGUGUGGAUGAUCCCAGUGAGAGCAAAAUUUAUGAUGUCUUUUUAUUUGACCAGAAUUUUGAUAUACAUAGAUUGAUUUUAUUUGGUAAACAUCAUAAAGGCAAGUUUAGUAGUACAUUAGUAAAUGCAUCUCAUUGGGCUUCAAAAAAGUCCACUCUCUGUCUAACCAACAUACAUGGUGUCUAUCAUCUUAGAACUAAAAAUGAACAACAAGCAAGGCAAUUUGAAAAAUCUAUUCAAUCAGUAUCUCAGAAUUCAAUAUGGUGUAAACCUAAUAGAUUUGAUAGUUUUGCACCUAUUCGUCAUAAUAUCCCCCUCACUUGGUAUGUGGAUGGUAGAGAUUAUUUAUGGGAUAUCUCUGUUGCUCUCGAAAAUGCAAAGGAAUGUAUUUACAUUCAUGAUUGGUGGCUAUCACCUGAACUGGUAAGUAACUUCCCUACAUUUUUAAGGAGACCGGCUGCACAAAAUCAUGAAUGGAGACUUGACCGCAUCUUAAAACGUAAAGCAGAUCAAGGCGUAAAAAUCUACAUUAUUAUUUACAAAGAAGUUGCUAUGGCACUCCCGCUCUUCUCACAUACUGCCAAACGUCAUCUUCUAUCUCUCUCUUCUAAUAUCUUUGUUCAACGACACCCUUCACGUGCAAUUGAUAUUUUCAAAAAGGAUAAUAUCUUUUUCUGGGCUCACCAUGAAAAAAUCUGUGUGAUCGAUAAUGAAAUUGCAUUUUUAGGUGGCAUUGAUCAAUGCUUUGGUCGUUGGGAUACACCUGCUCAUAUACUUAUAGAUGACUUACCUGCUAAUGAACAAAUAUGGCCUGGUAAAGAUUAUUCAAAUCCUCGUAUCAUUGAUUUUCAUACAUUAGAUAAACCAUUUGAGGACAAUCAGGAUCGAACAACAUUACCAAGAAUGCCAUGGCAUGAUAUUUCAAUGCGCCUGAUGGGUCAUUCAGCUCGUGAUGCAGCUCGUCACUUUAUACAGCGAUGGAAUUACUUGAGGAGGAAAAAGCCGUUAGCGCCCAGACGACCGACACCUAUGCUUUUACCUGUUCCUGAUCAUGAUGGUAUCUUAAAGAUAGAUCAUUAUGCUUGGCGACCCCAUAUGGCCCAAUGUAGCGUACAAAUUUUGAGAAGUGUGUCGCCUUGGAGUAUUGGUUCUACUAAAUACUUGGAGCAUAGUAUUCAAAAUGCGUAUUUCGAGAGUAUUCGAAAUUCAGAACAUUUUAUUUAUAUUGGUGAUGCUAUUUAUGAACGUAUUGUACGUGCUCACAGAGAAGGUAAAAAAUGGAGGGCCAUUCUUGUCUUACCCUUAAUGCCCGGAUUUCCUGCUAAUAUUGAUGAAACAGAAGCUACAGCUGUACGUCUUAUUUCAGAAUACCAAUAUUUAACCAUUGGACGAGGACCUGAUUCUUUACUUGCUAGAUUACAUGCAGCAGGCAUUCACAAUACACAUGAAUAUAUUAAUUUUUAUGGGUUAAGGAAUUGGGCUGAACUAAAUGGAGAGUUUGUAACGGAGCAAAUCUAUAUUCAUUCCAAAACAAUGAUUGUAGAUGAUAGGAUUGUUAUAAUUGGAUCUGCUAACAUUAAUGAACGAUCUCUUUUAGGAACUCGAGAUUCUGAAAUUGCUGCAUAUAUUGAGGAUACAGACCUUAUGGAUUCCGUAUUAGAUGGUAAAUCUAUUAAAGUCGGUCGAUUUGCCCAUACACUGAGAAUGAGGCUGAUGUGUGAACAUGUCGGCUUAGAUAUUGAUGAGAUAGAUAUUCAAAAAUAUAGCCAAAACAGUUUUAUAGAACACCAUUUUAUUUCUAAGAAUGGCGUGAAUUGUAUACCACCUUAUAUUCAGGUUAUGUCAACAAUCGACCAAGAGAAACAACAACAACAACAAAAUCGACAAGAAGAAUAUGACUUGGAUCAAGCCUCAGAGUUCUCUGAUAGUUCAUCCAGUUCAUCAAAUAUAAAGAAAAAGCAAGAGCUGGGACAAGUGAUAAUAAAUCGAAUGGCUGGUGAUAAGAGUAGACAAUUAUCGGAAUCAUCAGCAGAGCCUCUUCAUCGAGAGGAAACGACUUCUACUACCAAAACCUUUUUCGGUAAACGUAGAAGUCUUGCCAGGGAGGACUAUAUUGAUUUUUGGAAUGAACUUGAUCCAGACACGGAUAAUAAUGGUGAUGGUAUUACCUGUAAUAAUGAACAACUUAAAGUCUUCAACUUUAAUCAAGAUACUAUUUAUAAAAUCCUACAAGAUCCACUCCAUGAUAAUUUCCAAAAUUUUUGGCAUAUGCUUGCACGUGUCAACACUGAUUUGUUUCGAAGAUCGUUUUUAGUAAUGCCUGACAAUAAUGUCAAAACUUGGGCUCAGUAUGAUAAUUACAUAAAAAUGGCAAAGCUAUUUUUGGGACGUAUUGAUAUUAAGCAUGGUGGAACAAAGACAACUGCAGCAGCAGCCACAACUGUACCAUUUUGUGGAUUGAUGGAGGAUGAAGUUUCAAUACGAGAAAUUUUGGGACAUAUUAAAGGGCAUUUAGUGAUCUGGCCCACACAUUUUAUGGAAGAAGAUAAUGAUAAUAUAUUAACUACUGUUGAUAGAAUUGCGCCCAUAGAAAUCUUUGUUUAA
Molecule: messenger RNA, 3336 nt
Organism: Cokeromyces recurvatus
Lineage: Eukaryota; Fungi; Mucoromycota; Mucoromycetes; Mucorales; Mucoraceae
Exons: 7
Coding region: 1-3336 (1111 amino acids)
Biological process (GO): phosphatidic acid biosynthetic process; cell motility; intracellular signal transduction
Molecular function (GO): D-type glycerophospholipase activity; phosphatidylinositol binding
Source: RefSeq, a predicted model, not a curated record